This is a messenger RNA of Bacidia gigantensis, 1197 nucleotides long. RefSeq names its product Copper amine oxidase (gene CAO1). The transcript has 3 exons. Gene Ontology annotation, biological process: amine metabolic process. Lineage: Eukaryota; Fungi; Ascomycota; Lecanoromycetes; Lecanorales; Ramalinaceae. Gene Ontology annotation, molecular function: copper ion binding; primary methylamine oxidase activity; quinone binding. Bases 1 to 1197 code for a protein of 398 amino acids. The record is from RefSeq and is a predicted model, not a curated record.
AUGGAGGACCUACAGAUUGUGGAAAAGAUCGUACGGACAGAUCCGAGGGUCAUUGAGCAUGGUGGUCUGAGCUCUCUUGGUGAUGAGUAUGCUGAUGCAGAGAUAGCAUGGACGAUCGGACACGACGAACGAUUUGGGAAUAAGAUACGCCUGCAGCAGGCACUGAUGUAUUACCGUCCACAUGUGGAUGACAGCCAGUACUCAUUUCCACUGGACUUUACCCCAAUCUACAACUGUAAUUCGCAAGAGAUCGUACAUAUCGACAUACCGGAAAUUCGGAGACCGGUGAACAGAUUUCCAGCUCUCAACUAUCAUGCUCCCGCCAUAGAGAAAGAAGGCGGCUUCAGAAAAGAUCUCAAACCCCUUCACAUCACACAACCAGAAGGCGUAUCUUUCCAAGUUGACGGACGAAUCAUUUCCUGGCAGAACUGGAAAGUGCACGUCGGCUUCAACUACCGCGAAGGCAUCGUUCUCAACAACAUCACCUACAACGACAAAGGCUCCGAACGCGGCAUAUUCUACCGCCUCUCCCUCGCUGAAAUGGUCGUCCCAUACGGUAACCCUGAGCACCCUCAUCACCGCAAACACGCCUUCGACCUGGGCGAAUACGGCGGUGGUUACAUGACGAACAGCCUCUCCCUCGGCUGCGACUGCAAAGGCGCAAUCCACUACAUGGACGCCUCCUUUGUCAACAAAGCCGGGUCACCGCAAACCAUAAAAAAUGCCAUCUGCAUCCACGAAGAAGACGCCGGCAUCCUUUUCAAACACACCGAUUUCCGCGACGACUCGCUCGUGGUGACGCGUGCUCGCAAACUCAUAAUCUCGCAUGUCUUCACUGCCGCAAACUACGAGUACUGCGUCUACUGGAUCUUCCACCAAGACGGUACAGUCCAGCUCGAGGUCAAACUCACCGGCAUCCUGAACACAUACUCCAUGAAUCCUGACGAGGACACCAAGGGCUGGGGCACACAGGUCUAUCCUGGCGUCAACGCGCAUAAUCAUCAACACCUGUUCUGCCUGCGCGUGGACCCCAACAUCGACGGGCCAGAUAACACGGUGUUCAUGGUCGAUGCUACGCCUGGCGCUGCACCUGUCGGUAGUGAAGAAAAUAAGUACGGCAAUGCGUUCUAUGCGCAUAAAACAGAGUUCAAGACCCCAGAGCAGAGUCAGGACUUGGGAGAUGAGCAAUACGAAUAA